AUGGCCUUUCCCAGGGCCCUGCUGUCACUGUUCACCUCGGCCUUGACCGUGAGCUUGGGUGAGGCCUUAAGGCGCUUCACCUGUGAGCAGCCCACGGCCCUUCCUUGGUGCGAGACCAUUACUAACUGCAAGCCGGAGGACACAGCGUCCAAGUCCUCGCAGCUGACGGUGGAGUCAGAGUCCCCCUUCAACCGCAGCCCGGUGGUGACCACUUCCGGCUCCAGCUCCUGCGAGGCCGCUGAGCCACACAGCAUCGGGGCUGCCCACCCCAGCUACUGCUGCUUCCAUGACCUCUGUAAUUCUACGGGGGUUGCCAGGCUCG
Messenger RNA from Physeter macrocephalus (sperm whale), 322 nucleotides. It is a transcript of the gene SLURP1, whose product is annotated as secreted LY6/PLAUR domain containing 1. The annotation marks the transcript as partial. NCBI's taxonomy places the organism in Eukaryota, Metazoa, Chordata, Mammalia, Artiodactyla, Physeteridae. The transcript is spliced from 3 exons. The record is from RefSeq and is a predicted model, not a curated record.